GAAGGUGAAAGUCUUUAUUCAACUCGUUAUUUGAACCGGUUGUUUUGAGUUGUUGCCACGGUGUCCAGUGAAAGAAACAGCAGCUAUGUCGGUGUUUUCUGAGGUCCCCCAAGCAGUUCCCGUCGCUAUUUUCAAGCUAACGCAGGAUUUCAAUAACGACCAGUUUCCCAAAAAGGUGAACCUCGGAGUGGGAGCCUACCGGACAGAUGAAGGCCAGCCAUGGCUUUUGCCUGUAGUGAAAACGGUGGAAAACCAUAUUGUGCACGAUGACACGCUAAACCAUGAGUACCUACCCAUCCUGGGCCUGCCUGAGUUCAGAUCCUCAGCCUCCCAGAUGGCCCUGGGAAACGACAGUCCUGCCAUCGUGGAAGAAAGGGUGGGCGCUGUCCAGUGUCUGGGUGGUACAGGUGCUUUGAAGAUGGGUGCAGAGUUCCUCAGGCGUUUCUACAAUGGAAACAACAACACCAAAACACCCGUCUAUGUGUCCGCGCCUACCUGGGAUAAUCACAAUGCUGUAUUCGCCAAUGCUGGCUUUGAGGAUGUCCGUCCAUACAAGUACUGGGAUGCAGAGAAGAGGGGCCUUGAUUUGGCUGGUUUUCUUGGUGACUUGGAGAGUUGUCCAGAGCACUCUAUCUUUGUCCUGCAUGCCUGUGCCCAUAAUCCAACCGGCACAGACCCCACACAGGAGCAAUGGAUGCAAAUCGCUGAAAUUAUGAUGAGGAGGAAGCUGUUUGUGUUCUUUGACAUGGCUUAUCAGGGAUUCGCCUCAGGCUCUGUGGAGGAAGAUGCCUGGGCGGUCCGCUUCUUUGUCUCCAUGGGCUUUGAAAUGUUCUGCGCCCAGUCAUUCUCCAAGAACUUUGGCCUCUACAAUGAGCGUGUGGGCAACCUGACUGUCGUGACUCAUGAUGCGGACAACCUGAAGCGGAUUCUGUCCCAGAUGGAAAAGAUUGUCAGGACCACUUGGUCCAAUCCACCGUCUCAUGGAGCUCGCAUUGUCGCCAUCACUCUGACCUCACCGGCGUUCUCUGCUGAAUGGAGGGAAAACGUGAAGACCAUGGCUGACAGGGUCUUAUUGAUGAGGGCUCAGCUGAAAGCCAAGCUCCAAGCUCUGGGGACACCAGGGACCUGGAACCACAUCACAGAGCAGAUCGGCAUGUUCAGUUUCACAGGCCUCACCCCCAAACAAGUGGAAUAUAUGGUGAAGGAGAAACACAUCUACUUAAUGGCCAGUGGUCGCAUCAACAUGUGCGGUUUGACCACCAAGAACAUAGACUACGUGGCUGAGUCCAUCCACGAGGCCGUCACCAUGGUCCAGUAGAUGACUUCACUACCCACAGUUCUCAGGUCUUCCUCCUGCCGACCCUGGGCCUCCUGAUUCCAGGGAAAUGUGUGGAAACUCUCAUUUGCACAAAUAUAUGGACAACCCUCAGCUCACUGGCCAUGGUUCCCCUCCUUCUUUCUGUGUUUGUGCUAAGCUAGGCUAAACAUAUCCUGGACCUAUCUGAAUGUACAAAGAUGAUAAAGAUGCUCAUUCUGUCAUCCAUCUCCCUGUAAGACAGCACCUUUGGGAAUAAUUCUUUAUGUGAUUAUGUUUAUAAUUUGUCCCUGUUUUCUUUGUGUUGGUCUCCUGCUUACAGUGUGUAUUUAGUGUGACAUUACAGACUUUCUGUACUUUCUUUAUGUAGCGUACAGUAACUGUAUGCGUCAUUACCCGGACCUUUUAGUACAUCUGUGACUGUGUUACAGUUACCUCAGCAGUGCUGACUCUAAUGUCUAAAAAUAUUUAAUGUUAUUCUGUUGUGAUUCAUCCAUUCCAAGUGUUAAUAACACAUUUAUGAUUUUAUGUAGCUGUCAGUAAUGGAGUUACAAUUAAUAGAGCGCUUAAAUCAUAUUAAUGUGACCAAACUGACUGAAUGCAGCAGUAACUAGAGGAAGCAAUUGUAGUACGUGCUAAGUAUUUACCACCUCUUUAUCAUGAAUGAUAAUUUUUUUGAAGGGUGCAAUGUUAACAAGAGAUGAGUGUGCUCAGGAAGAUAUUUUUAACUUGAACUUUGUAAUUUAUUAAUGAUCCUUUCUUCUGCCCGGAGGGGUUGUACUAAUUACCUCACUUUUAAUCUGUUUUAAUGGAGCACAGAUGGCACUGAACCGUCCUAACAGGUGUGGUGACUCCAGAGUAAUCUCUGUUUUCUGCUUCCAGCUGAAUGUUGUGAUGUUUCUGGUUCUGUCAGGCACCUGCCAAGCAAAUGUUGAGUUUUCACGACUCUACUGUACUAUUAUGUAAGAGUCUCAGUGGCGCAAACUAAUGAUCAACCAGUUUGCUAUCGUAUCACUGUGCACAGCACAUCACAAAAGCAGUCUCACUGUUUAGCAAAUGAACUCAAGCUGAAAAUGUCCUCACCUAUGAGAUGAAUU
This is a messenger RNA of Chelmon rostratus (copperband butterflyfish), 2412 nucleotides long. RefSeq names its product glutamic-oxaloacetic transaminase 1, soluble (gene got1). Bases 86 to 1318 code for a protein of 410 amino acids. Gene Ontology annotation, cellular component: cytosol. Gene Ontology annotation, biological process: L-aspartate biosynthetic process. The record is from RefSeq and is a predicted model, not a curated record. The transcript is spliced from 9 exons. Lineage: Eukaryota; Metazoa; Chordata; Actinopteri; Chaetodontiformes; Chaetodontidae. Gene Ontology annotation, molecular function: L-aspartate:2-oxoglutarate transaminase activity; pyridoxal phosphate binding.